AGGGGGGGGAGACGGCCAAGGCUGGAGGAGUGGAGUGGUGGAGCGAGAAAAGAGAGAGUCCAGGCCCAAAUAAAGACAUGGGGGCCAGGACUGGGCUGGGUCCCUCUUUGCUAUAAAAACGCUGGCCUCCUGGAGACUCGGGUUUGGUGGUUGGGGCUUGGGACCGGCGACCACCACAGCUGCUGCGGUCUUCCUCGGGGGGGUUUCCUCCGCAUACUCACCAUCAUCGUCCUGGUCAUCAUUUCUGGGGGUGUUCAAGAUGCCUCGAGUGGACGCAGACCUCAAGCUGGACUUUAAGGAUGUCCUUUUCAGACCCAAGAGGAGCAGCCUGAAGAGUCGCUCUGAGGUGGAUCUUCAGAGGACCUUUACAUUCCGCAACUCUAAACAGACCUACACUGGUAUCCCCAUCAUUGCAGCCAACAUGGACACCACGGGAACAUUUGAGAUGGCACAAGUUCUCAGCAAACACACCCUCUUCACAGCCAUUCAUAAACACUACUCUGUAGAAGACUGGAAAAACUUCGCUGCUAGUCAUCCAGAAUGCUUAGAGCAUGUAGCUGCCAGCUCAGGGAGCAGCAAUACAGAUCUGGAGAGGCUGUGUGGAAUCCUGGAAGCUGUCCCUGCCCUCAAGUACAUCUGUCUUGAUGUGGCCAAUGGGUACUCUGAAUAUUUUGUGGAGUUUGUCAAGACAGUCAGAGAAAAGUUCCCUAAACACACCAUCAUGGCUGGUAACGUGGUAACAGGAGAGAUGGUGGAGGAGCUCAUCCUCUCUGGUGCUGACAUCAUCAAAGUGGGCAUCGGGCCAGGCUCUGUGUGCACAACGAGGAUCAAGACAGGAGUGGGCUACCCGCAACUCAGUGCUGUUAUAGAGUGUGCAGACUCAGCUCAUGGACUCAAAGGACACAUCAUCUCUGAUGGUGGCUGCAGUUGCCCUGGAGAUGUUGCCAAGGCCUUUGGUGCCGGUGCUGACUUUGUAAUGAUGGGAGGAAUGCUUGCAGGCCACGACCAGUGCUCCGGGGAGGUCAUCGAGAAGAACGGCAAGAAGUACAAACUAUUUUAUGGCAUGAGCUCCGACACAGCCAUGAAGAAAUACGCCGGGGGAGUUGCAGAGUAUAGGGCGUCCGAGGGGAGGACAGUCGAGGUUCCCUACAGAGGAGAUGUGGAAAACACCAUCCGGGAUGUGCUCGGCGGACUCCGCUCCACCUGCACCUAUGUAGGCGCCGCCAAACUCAAAGAGCUGAGCAGGAGAACCACCUUUAUCCGUGUCACACAGCAGUCUAGCCACAUGUUCACUUAGGUGGGGGGUGUGUGGAAUACACUCCUGCAAAAAUAUGUAUUGUACAUUUGAGCAGUACCCACUUUCUCCCAGUAGUAGUAGUAGUAGUAGUAGGACCACUUACAGACCUACACUUCACCAUGCACCUGUUUCUCUCAGGAUAUCUGCUGUCAGAAAGUUUUUAGCUCCUGCAGGUUGGAAUUAAAUCAACUCAAAGUUUGACUUGAAUUUUCCCAGAAGGAUAACAGCACUCCAUUCACUUUAAUCUCACAGUGAGUGUGUUUCUAAGCUUGCAGAAACCUGUACUGUAGUUAUUUAUGCAGACCUGUUUUGGGAUGGGAAUGUGCAAAUAUGCUUCACUUACAAAUGCCUGGAUAAACACUUCCCAGUUUUGGGAAAUGGCAAUAAAAGAGUGAAUGUGCAACACAUUAGAGAUCUUUCAAAAACUCGUAUAUAAAGUUGUUACUGGAUGCCAUUUCAACAUUAACAACAUAUCACAAGUGAGCAAGAAUAUGAGCUACGUAAAACACACUCAGCAUGAAGAUGUUGAUCCUAGUAGUGAGAUCAAUUAAUUUGCUGAACUGUGUUUUGAAAUGAAUGUGCAAAUCAAUAUGCAAGAUCCAGAGACUCCACCCUUUAAUUGCCAAGGGAGAAAUCAUGUUGCAGGAAACUGUGUGCAGAACUUCUGCUGGUUUCCUCAGAGGUUUUGGUCUUUCAGUUUCAGUUGAUUUAGGGUUUAUGUAUUUCAAAUAUUUGGUAUAUUUGAGACACGUUUCCUAUAAAAUCAUGUCUGUGCCCUGCAUUUUAAAUCGAGAGUCUCAAGAUUUGUGCCUUUUACUGCGUUGUAAAGUAAUGUAAUGAUGCCAUCAGACACAGUCAAAUAAAUGUCUACAAAUAGCAUUACAUUGUUUAUUGCAAUCAAGACGGAAAAUGGAAGUAAUUAAUCAGAUCAAUUAAUGUGGUUCCUCUUUCUGGACAAUAAACAGUGUAACUAGA
Messenger RNA from Archocentrus centrarchus (flier cichlid), 2272 nucleotides. RefSeq names its product guanosine monophosphate reductase (gene gmpr). Gene Ontology annotation, biological process: nucleotide metabolic process. Gene Ontology annotation, cellular component: GMP reductase complex. The record is from RefSeq and is a predicted model, not a curated record. Lineage: Eukaryota; Metazoa; Chordata; Actinopteri; Cichliformes; Cichlidae. The coding region runs from base 260 to 1297 and encodes 345 amino acids. Gene Ontology annotation, molecular function: GMP reductase activity. The transcript is spliced from 9 exons.